AUGGUUCGUUACGCUGCUUCACCAGUCAACCCAGCCAAGUCGGCCUCUGCUCGUGGUGCUUACUUGAGAGUCUCUUUCAAGAACACCAGAGAGACCGCCCAGGCCAUCAACGGAUGGAACUUGGAGAAGGCUCAGAAAUACUUGGACGAUGUCUUGGACCACAAGAGAGCCAUUCCUUUCAGAAGAUUCAACCACUCUAUCGGCAGAACCGCCCAGGGUAAGGAGUGGGGUGUCCAGAAGGCCAGAUGGCCCGCCAAGUCCGUCAACUACGUCAAGGACUUGUUGCAGAACGCUCAGUCUAACGCUGAGGCCAAGGGUUUGGACGUUGCCAAGUUGAAGAUCACCCACAUCCAGGUGAACCAGGCUCCUAAGAACAGAAGAAGAACCUACAGAGCUCACGGUAGAUCCAACGCCUACUUGUCCCACCCAUCUCACAUCGAACUCAUUGUCUCUGAGGAGGAGGAGCAGAUCGCUAAGGCCACCGACAAGGUCCAGCCAAGAUUGAACUCCAGACAGAGAGGUAGAUUGGCCCACUUGAAGCGUAUCGGUGCUUAA
This is a messenger RNA of Candidozyma pseudohaemuli, 555 nucleotides long. RefSeq names its product 60S ribosomal protein uL22 (gene RPL17B). Gene Ontology annotation, biological process: cytoplasmic translation. Lineage: Eukaryota; Fungi; Ascomycota; Pichiomycetes; Serinales; Metschnikowiaceae. Bases 1 to 555 code for a protein of 184 amino acids. The transcript has a single exon. Gene Ontology annotation, cellular component: cytosolic large ribosomal subunit; ribosome. Gene Ontology annotation, molecular function: structural constituent of ribosome. The record is from RefSeq and is a predicted model, not a curated record.